AAAAAGUAUUGCGUCCGUAACCAAACAGGAAGGGCAAUUGAGCCCUUAUUCCGGAUUAGGGUUAAGUCUUCUCCAUCGCAGAUCAGGCGCCAAAAGCUCUACAAAUCGGCCUCUGUUUUUCCCGUCUACAUCAAAACAGGUCCGCUUCUCCAAGAAUCGUUGAUAGUUACUAUUUGUGGCUGAAAGAAUGAAUAGCCAAAUCACUACAAGCAAUGAUCGUUCGAGGACAUAUUGGAUUCCAUCAAUGGAGCGAUAUUUCAUUGAUCUUAUGUUAGAGCACAUGCAUAGAGGAAACAGAAGCGGGCAUAGCUUCAACAAGCAUGCAUGGACUGAGAUGCUCACCACAUUCAAUGCACAAUUUGGAACCCAGUAUGACAAAGAUGUUUUAAAGGGCAGAUAUACAAAUUUGUGGAAGCAAUUCAAUGAUGUAAAGAAUCUUCUAAGUCAAGAUGGAUUUUCAUGGGAUGAAACUAGAGAAAUGGUUGUAGCUGACGACAGUGUCUGGAAUGCUUACAUUCAGGCUCACCCUGAUGCACGAUCUUACAGGACUAAACCAGUGUUGAAUUUCAAUGAUUUGCGUGUGAUAUACGAGUACACGACUGCAGAUGGAAGAUACAGCAGAUCAAGUCAUGAUGUCGACAUUGACGAUGAAGUUUUAGGAGUUAAUAUGGGUGAUGGAAUGGUCAGCCUUGCCGCUUCAAGUAGUGAGCGUCCAAGGACUGAUUGGACUGCGGAUAUGGACCAGUAUUUCAUUGAACUUAUGCUGGACCAAGUAGGGAGAGGAAAUAAGACUGAUAGUGCUUUCAACAAACAAGCAUGGACCGAUAUGCUUGCUUUAUUUAAUGCAAAAUUUGGUCCUCAACAUGGCAAAAGGGUUUUAAGACAUCGGUACAAGAAAUUGUGGAAGUACUAUUUAGAUAUGACGAAAAUUUUGAACCAAAAUGGCUUCUCGUGGGAUGAGACUCAACACAUGAUUAUAGCUGAUGAUGAUGCUUGGGAUGCUUACAUCAAGGGGCACCCAUAUGCAAGGGCAUAUAAAAUGAAAGCGUUGCCAAAUUACAAUGAUUUGAUCCUUGUUUAUGGGAAUGCAACUGACAAUGGAAAUCUAAGUUUGCAUCCAGACAAAGACCUUGAAGUUGGUGUACCAGCAACAAAAGGCGGCGAAGGACAGGGAAGUCGAACUCAUUCUGGUGGUGAUCGUACAAGAACAUUUUGGACACCUCCAAUGGAUCGUUUUUUCAUUGACUUAUUGCUAGAGCAGGUGUAUAAAGGAAAUAGAAUUGGACAAACAUUCCUAGCCCAGGCUUGGACUGACAUAGUUUUAUCAUUUAAUGAGAAAUUUCAAUCUCACCAUGACAAGGAUGUUCUGAAGAAUCGAUACAAACAUUUGAGGAGGCAGUAUAAUGACAUUAAAAAUCUUCUCGAGAAUAGUGGGUUUUUGUGGGAUGGAUCCCGAGAAAUGGUUGUGGCUGAUGAUUAUAUUUGGGAUGCUUAUGUCAAGGAACAUCCUGAUUCUAGAUCAUAUAGAGUGAAAACCGUUCCAAGCUAUGAUAAAUUAUGUAUUAUAUUUGGAGAAGAAAGUUGCGAUGGAGGAUACAACCGUUUGGCUGAAAAUGUAGAUUCUUGGCAUGGAAUUCCUGUUUUGAUGAAUGGUGAGGAUAAUAGCGAAUACUUCCCCACCAGUAUUCUUCCUUUCACAGUUGAUUGGACAGAGCCGAUGGACUGUUGUUUCAUUGACCUAUUGCUAAAGCAAGUGACUGGGGGAAAUAAGAUUGAUCAAACAUUCAAUGAGCAAGCAUGGGCUCACAUGGUUGAUUCAUUCAACUCAAAGUUUGGAGUUCAAUAUAACAAAUAUAUUUUGGAAGCUCGCUAUACCGACCUAUUUCAAAAGCACGAUGACAUCAGUAAUAUCCUCAGUAACAGUGGGUUUUCCUGGGAUGAAGCACAGCAAUUGAUCAUUGCUGAUAAUAAUAUCUGGGAAGCUUACAUAAAGGACAACCCAGAGGCUAUAGCAUACAGAGAGAGAAACUUAGGCGAUUAUAGGGAUUUAUGCAAAAUUUUUGGGGAAAAAGGAUCAGAUGAAAGACUCAGUGGUCAGGCUAUAAAAUUGGGAACUUACCAUAACUCUCUGGGAUUGGAGAUGGAUGGAGUGCUCGGAGAUCUACAAACACACACAGAAAAUGUAGCAUCUGCGGAGCAAAGGAAGCGGCCAAGUGUGAUACUAUCAGACCGCAGACGUGGCAAAGUGCAGAGAACCAGCAAGGACAUGCAAAGAGUUCUUGAGAUUGCAGGUGUGGUCAAAAUGUUGGUGGAUAACAGAGAACGCAAGGAUCAUAAAGCAAUAGAGAAUGCUAUCAACGCACUUCAAGCUGUACCAGAUAUUGAGGAAGAGCUUUUGUUGGAUGGUUGUGAUCUUUUAGAAGAUGAGAGAAAGGCAAAAACAUUUUUGGCUCUGGAUAUAACACUACGAAAGAAGUGGUUACUGAGAAAGCUACGUCCAAAGGAUCUGUGAUUUUCAAUUUGAUGCAGUUUGAAUGUAAAUUAGUUUAGAUUGAUUUCCUCGCCUUCUAUUUCGAUUAAGCUAAACUAACUUCAAAUAUUGAAAUUUGAUUCUAUUAUAUCCCUUCA
This is a messenger RNA of Tripterygium wilfordii, 2628 nucleotides long. Its product is annotated as L10-interacting MYB domain-containing protein. NCBI's taxonomy places the organism in Eukaryota, Viridiplantae, Streptophyta, Magnoliopsida, Celastrales, Celastraceae. The record is from RefSeq and is a predicted model, not a curated record. The transcript is spliced from 9 exons. The coding region runs from base 188 to 2512 and encodes 774 amino acids.